GUCCGCUGCCCGCUCUCGUCUCAGUCCACAGGAGACGUUCUGCUCCAGCCACCAUGGCCCGCCUCGCCACCCUCGCCAUGCUCCUCCUGUCCCUCCUGUCCGUCGCAAGCUGCCGCGACCUUGAGGCCAUCUCCGACGACCAGGGCCCACCCGUCCCCGUCCUCCUCACUCGAGCUGAUCAAGCGGAUGCUGCUGCUGAGGCGACGACCCUUCCGAGCUUCCCGGCCCCGGUCGUCGCAUGGGACGAGGACGAGCUCCCAUCCCACCGCGGUCACCUCUGGUUGGCGCGCCCGCGCCAUCACGGCUUCUUCCACCGCCGCGGCGCGUUCUCCGGCCUGGGCGAGGCCCGCGUCCAACCUGCGGCCUUCUUCCCCACGGAGGUGCUGGGAGAAGAGCAAGCACACUGGGAGGCGGUGCUGGAGGUGGUCGCGGAGCCUGAACCCGACACCCACGGCGAGGAGGGUGAGGGGAACGAGGCAGUGAAGGCGUGGAAAGUGGAGAUGAUGGCGAGCAUGUUCGUCCACGGCGUCGGCCUCCACCACCGUCACCACCACGACCAGGACGAGGAGGACGACGACCACAGGCAGGGCAAGGAUGAAGAAAUGAACACGAAGCUGCUCGGACGCCUCCACCUCCACGCCCACGACGGCGACCACGAGGCUGACGAACUGGGAGAACUGGCUAGGAGGCUGGGCCCGGCGACCACGAGCACGAGGAGCUUCAACCACGGCGACCACCACCUUGGGGCGGAGGAAGCAGGCGGGGUGAAGAAGUGGUUCAAGGGCCUCAUGAACCGAUUCUAGACAUGCAUGCAUACCGCCCAGGACGGCUGGUUUAAUUACUAUGAAUACUGUUUGCUCUGCACCUCCGCGUCUACGUGGCGCGUCGAUCGGGUGUUCUACCAUUUCGUUUACCUUCCGAUUAUUCCACAUUACCGCUUCGGUUCAUGUACUGGUGUGCUACUGGUGACUUUGUGAGGGUUGUGAAAUUGUUACGAGUAGCAAUGUUACGUGUUUCUUAUAACUACGUAAUUACUUUGUCUUCUUAUGUACUCGCUCUGUUUCAUAAUUUUUAUUGUGCUUGUAGUUCAAAUUUAAUCUAAAA
Messenger RNA from Triticum aestivum (bread wheat), 1104 nucleotides. RefSeq lists its product as uncharacterized. NCBI's taxonomy places the organism in Eukaryota, Viridiplantae, Streptophyta, Magnoliopsida, Poales, Poaceae. The record is from RefSeq and is a predicted model, not a curated record. The transcript has a single exon. The coding region runs from base 54 to 803 and encodes 249 amino acids.